GGGAUCCUAAAUGAAUGACGCAAGCGCUGAGUGCUAAUGCUAAACAAGUAAACCUUCUUCACCGUUUCGUUUCGCCGACAACAAACCGAGGAACCAUUCCUAAUUCCUCAUUCCACACACACACACACACACAUACAUAUAUAAAUACUCUGUUCCUUCCUUCGAUUGCUUUCUCUGUUUCAACAAAACAUUUCGAGUUUCUCCGAAGCAUGCCGGGAUUAACGUGCAACGCUUGCAACACCGAAUUCAAGGAUGACACAGAGCAAAAGUUUCAUUACAAGUCCGAGUGGCAUCGCUACAACCUCAAGCGCAAGGUGGCUGGGGUUCCUGGGGUGACAGAAGCGUUAUUUAUGACUAGACAAUCUGUGAUUGCUCAAGAGAAAAAUAAAUUGAGUGAAACCCCCAUGCUCUAUAGCUGUGGUCUUUGUGGAAAGGAUUAUAAAAGUUUUAAGGCUCAUGCUGAGCACCUUAAAUCGCGUGGCCAUAUGAUGAGGGCUUCUGAAGGAACUAGUCAUGCAGAUGAGAAGGCAAUAAUUAAGCCACUUCCACAACGUGUUGUGAAUAGGCCUCCUCCUAGAAGAGAGGCAGAUAACUCUGAAAAUGAUGAAAGUGAAGAUGAAUGGGAGGAGGUUGAUCCUGAUGAUGAUAUGGUUGAUGAUGCUGCAAAGUCCUUGACUGAUUUGAAUGUGAAUGAGCAUGGUGACAAUGUUGAUAUGGAUGAAGAUGAUGAUGAUGAUUUUGAGGAGUUAGACCCUUCAUGUUGCUUUAUGUGCGAUCAAGAGCACAAAACAAUAGAAGACUGCAUGGUUCACAUGCACAAGCAUCAUGGAUUCUUCAUUCCAGAUGUUGAGUAUUUGAAGGAUCCAAAAGGUCUCCUCACCUAUCUUGGCCUUAAGGUCAAAAGGGACUACAUGUGUCUGUACUGCAAUGAUAGAUGUUAUCCUUUCAGCAGCUUGGAAGCAGUCAGGAAACAUAUGGCAGCAAAAAGUCACUGUAAAGUGCAUUUUGGUGAUGGUGAUGAUGAGGAGGAGAUAGAAUUGGAAGAAUUUUAUGAUUAUAGCAGCAGUUAUGUGGAUGAUCAAGGCAAGCAGCUUGUUGUUUCUGGUGAUGCGGAUAACAAUGUAGAACUUGUUGGUGGGUCUGAACUCAUAAUCACUAGGAAAUCUGGUGAUAGAAUAUCAACCAGAACACUUGGUUCCCGUGAAUUUUUGCGUUAUUAUCGUCAGAAACCUCGGCCAUCACCAGCAAAUUAUAUGGCUGUCACUGCUGCAUUAGCUUCAAGAUACAGGAGCAUGGGUUUGACCACUGUCCAAUCAAGGGAGCAAAUUGUGAGGAUGAAAGUCCUGAAGGAAAUGAAUAGGUCAGGUGUGGAGAAUAUGCGUACCAAGAUAGCGAUGAAGAGUAAUGUCAUCCGGAACUUGCCAAAGAAUGUCCCGUAUUAGUCCUCACGGGUAAUAGUUCACUUAUUUAAGUGGUGAAGCUGUGGUAGUUAUAAGUUUUCCUUCUGAAGUAAUUAUGCAUUUCUUGAUCUCAUGAAUCAUCCAAAAGGUAUCAUCAACAGAUUUAAAGGUACAAUGACACGAUACUUUCUAAUGAGAGGUAUUAUGCGCUAUACUUUUUCUUUGUCGUUAAUGGUAUCAUCAACAUCUGGAUGACAAGGACACUUGGUUCUUUUGGGAGAAAAAGGGAGCUACCAUAUCAUUUCACAGGAACACAUGGAGUUUAUUGAUGAUAUUUAUAGACUUGAAAACUGAGUUGGUAUUUUCAUUUUAAUCCAGAAGGAAUUACAAUUAUCUGUUUUGGUUUUUUCUUUUUUUUCUUUUUUGGUCUGGGGAGGGAGAUGGGUGAUUGAAAUAGUCUACUAUUCUUUCGAUACUAUGCAUUCCUCUUUUCAA
Molecule: messenger RNA, 1895 nt
Organism: Cajanus cajan (pigeon pea)
Lineage: Eukaryota; Viridiplantae; Streptophyta; Magnoliopsida; Fabales; Fabaceae
Product: Zinc finger protein 622
Biological process (GO): ribosomal large subunit biogenesis
Cellular component (GO): preribosome, large subunit precursor
Molecular function (GO): nucleic acid binding; zinc ion binding
Source: RefSeq, a predicted model, not a curated record